UAACAUUCGAUUGACAGGGGUAGGCAGUAGGUAGCAGUAGGUAGUAGGAGUACAGUAUUUAUUAUACUCUUUUAUGGUAUGGUUAUGAUUAGUGCCGGUCCGCGAGUAUAGUAAAAUAAAGUAGUUUUCGCGAUGUAUAGUCACCAAAUAUACAAUUGACAGGCAUUAAGUCAUCUGAGCGAAUUGUGAUGAAUUAAGAUGUCCCAAAGAAAUACCAAUGUAGUAGGAAGAUUGGACUUGAAACGUUCGAAAAAACUCAUGUCGUCUUCCAGCCUGUCUGGUAUGUCGCAGUUAUCCAAUAACAGCGAAGAAACAUUAAAGACCUUGGUACACAAAUCUCACAAAUCUGAUAAUUUAGAAAACACAACGAAUGCAAGAAAUGCAAUAAACAACGAAUGGUUAUUGAAUGGACCAAAUGGAAGCAAGAUGCCCGUUUUACGCUUUAAAUGUUCCGCUUUAGCCACGCCACCAGAAAAUCCACCUGCGAAGCAGCUACACAUGACUUACAAGAUCUUUCAAACUGACACUAAACUCAUUAAUCUUUUGCUGCAAUCACAUGGUUUAAUGGAGGUAUCUAUGAGUGAGACAGAUUUUAACAUACUAUGGAUGGGAAGUCAUCCAAAACCGGACAUCUUGCGAAAUUUGAUGCCAUAUCAAAAAAUAAAUCAUUUUCCUAGGUCGUACGAAAUUACCCGAAAAGAUCGCCUUUAUAAAAAUAUCGAAGCUAUGCAAAGGAGUAAGGGCCUCCGAAAUCUCGAUUUUAUACCUCAGACAUUUCUACUGCCUACUGAAGCCAGAGAGUUGAUUUCGGCGCAUUUCAGAUAUAGAGGGCCUUGGAUUGUCAAGCCUAAAGCUAGUUCGCGAGGCCGUGGCAUUUAUAUUGUCAAUAAUCCUGAAAAGAUCCUGACAGAUGAAUCGGUUAUUGUGGCGCAAUAUAUAAAUAAUCCGCUUUUAAUCGACGGACAUAAAUGUGAUUUGCGUCUUUACGUAGCUGUAACGAAUUACGAUCCCCUGCUAAUUUAUUUAUAUGAGGAAGGUUUAGUGAGAUUUGCUGCUGUUAAAUAUGAUGGCGGAAGUGAAUAUGUUUGGAAUCCUUGCAUGCAUCUUUGCAACUAUAGUAUAAACAAGUUCCACGUGGAUUAUGUAAAAAGUGAAGAUCCCGAUGCCGAGGACGUAGGACAUAAAUGGACAUUGUCGGCAUUACUUAGGCAUUUACGCUCAAUAGGUCAAGAUACGGAAUCGCUUAUGCAGCGAAUAGAAGAUAUUAUUAUAAAGUCAAUUCUUGCUACUGCAUCUGGAAUCGUCAGCGGUUUAAAGCAAUUCGUGAAAUACCCCGAGACAUGUUUCGAGCUAUUUGGCUUCGAUAUACUGAUUGACGAUAUGUUGAAGCCGUGGUUAUUGGAAGUAAAUUUAACCCCCUCGUUGGGAUGUGAUUCACCACUAGAUGUUAGACUCAAGUCAGCUUUAAUAACAGAUUUGCUUACUCUCGUCGGCAUAGCUGCUGUCGAUCCAAUCCUGCGCUCUCAAAAUUUAAAUCGUGCUGCCAUAAAUUCCGAUAAAAAGAUAACUAAUUAUAGAAGAGUGCAGUCCGCAGAAACAUUGCCUCAAGAAAGGAAGAAUAUUAGAAAUAAUAAAAGUAAAGUAGGUUUAAAUUUAGAGCAACAACGAAUAGUAGCGUCUGCAAAAGCACAAUUUGAGAGAAGAGGUGGAUUCGUUAGAAUAUUUCCAAGUCCGAAAUCUUGGGAACUCUACUCACAGUACUUAGAUCCAAUUACAGGUGCACCAAUGAUUUCGGAUCCGCUAGGUCCGAGGAGAUUACCGCAACAUAUUAAUACUAACCAUAAUCUAAUGCUGCAUGAACAAUUGUUUCCUGCAGCUAAUCGCAUUACUGGCUACAUUGUUUCAGAAGUCAUAUUAGAUAGAUUAUCUAGGUACGAAAGAUAUGAAAGAGCGUUGGUGAAAGGCCACAAACAGAGCUUGGAUAGAAUGAAUAACAAAGAGAAUGUAGAUAUAGAUAUACAUAAAUAUAAGAGUCAAGUAUUGCAAUCAAUGCAAGAAGGCAAUAAGCUGAGUUCUGGUGAAGCAAGGAGAGCCUUCGGUUUAUAUCUAGGUUAUAUAUUACGGAAAAUAUCACAGCCUAAUGUAGAUCCAGGAUGUUGCGAUCUUGUUAUGAAGUUUCUCCAACAUUCGUCUUGCAGUUUAAGAACACCAUUUUUAUUUACGUUACCAUGCAGUAAGUUAAGCGAUAAGGAUCGAGCUGCCAUCACCGCAAAGCAACUUUCUGAUUUUUUGCAUCUGUAUAACAGAGAAACAGAUCUAUACGAAGACACCGUAGACCGGCCUCAUACCGUUCCUAAUAAACUCUUCCAAAAAUUUUUAGUUGCUGCAAGCGAACAAGAUCUUGAUGAUGUGCUGAUUCUGCAAACUCGUCUUUAUAAGUGCACUCACAGUUUUUUGGGAAGAAGCGGCUUCGCUGGCAAUCUACGCGGCGCAAAUCUUCUCGGGUCUUUACCACAUAUUACAUCGCGAGUGUAUUCCAAUGCCGCUGCAACAGAACAGUGCAGAUGUAAUAAUUCAAUUAAUAGAAUCUUCCACUAAAUCGGUGAUACAUCUAUGCACAGUCACGUUGCUUCAUAAAAUUAAUUGCUGCAAUCAGCUAUUCAGGAGACACGCCAGCCCUGGAGUCACGCCAGCCAGGAGUCUCGUCAGCCUUGCCGCUAAGACAAGCGCAACAAUAUAUCAUGGCAUGAUUACAGUAACAGAGAAACUAUGGGUUCUCUGCUUCGAUCGGGAUUGCUACCAAAAACAUGGCCGCUUAUAAGGCGCAAGCAAAUAUGCGCGGCUGAAAACGAGCUCUUGUCCCUACUAUAUAUCCUUAUACUGUGCUUCGGUGAUAGAAAACGGUCUCGGCUGGAUGUCUCGUGAAUGUACCGAAUCAGAUCUCGACCGGACGACUUGGAGAAAUAUAAGAAUACUACCGCAUUAGAUCUCAACCACACAGUCAAUAAAAAUUGACUAAUUGGUCGCGGAUCGACAGAAUGUCAAUUAACUGGCCAAAUUUUAACUUACUCUGCGUUCACGAAGGGCCUUUUUUAUCCGCAAAUGAAUCGGUUGUGCUGAAUGGAGGUGCCGCGUAUGUUAUAUAAUGAUCUAAUUUAAUUUAAUUAGGAUUAGUAGUAUCGGUUACGAAUUGGAUACUGGGAUCGGUGUCACUUGUGGCCUAAAUUUUUAGCUCUCUAACUGUCAAACAAUGUUAGUCAUUUUCGUUAUCGAUCAUUUGCCGGAUGUUCAAUAUAUCGAUAGUUCAGAGUCGUAUGUGUCAUCUAUUUCAAACAACCAAUGCUGUUUCGAUUUAUAAAUCCUUAAUCUACACUACUUCUUUUGUGUGUUCCUUGGUAGACAUCUCUUUUAUUCGACACUUGUUCGAAUAUUUAAUUUAGCAACAUCCUCCCGAGCUAAUUAUUAUUCUAUAAGAGAGAUCGUUAUUCGACUCAUUACUAUCGCAACUUUCUGUGACAGAAAUAGAUGAUUCACAGAUAAUACUUGUUAAGAAUUUUAUGCUGAUGACGAAAAUCCUCACCAAAGCAAAAAAUUGUGGAAUCUAGACGUAACAUUUGUAUAUAAAGAAACGAUAUACAACACUAUACAAUAGAAUGACGUUUCAAUCAACAGGAAUCACUUCGUUUCAUCGUUUUGCGACAAUAGCAUUCAAUCAUAAAAAUUGUUAGUAUACAUAAUUACGUUGCGUUAAUUGUCAAUAUAUUUAAAUUCAGUUGAAGAUGGACCUGUGAGUUCCGGAACGUACUUUUUUGAUGUAACACGAUAAAAAAUGUUUUUAAUUGAUAUCUGUAAUAUUGUAGCUCGAUUAC
Trachymyrmex cornetzi is the source of this 3869-nucleotide messenger RNA. It is a transcript of the gene TTLL5, whose product is annotated as Tubulin tyrosine ligase-like 5. Gene Ontology annotation, biological process: protein polyglutamylation; microtubule cytoskeleton organization. The transcript has 16 exons. Gene Ontology annotation, cellular component: ciliary basal body. Lineage: Eukaryota; Metazoa; Arthropoda; Insecta; Hymenoptera; Formicidae. Bases 199 to 2598 code for a protein of 799 amino acids. Gene Ontology annotation, molecular function: tubulin-glutamic acid ligase activity; tubulin binding. The record is from RefSeq and is a predicted model, not a curated record.